This is a messenger RNA of Notothenia coriiceps (black rockcod), 5667 nucleotides long. RefSeq names its product protein jagged-2-like. The transcript is spliced from 17 exons. NCBI's taxonomy places the organism in Eukaryota, Metazoa, Chordata, Actinopteri, Perciformes, Nototheniidae. Gene Ontology annotation, biological process: Notch signaling pathway. The coding region runs from base 866 to 3478 and encodes 870 amino acids. Gene Ontology annotation, molecular function: Notch binding; calcium ion binding. The record is from RefSeq and is a predicted model, not a curated record.
UGUGAAUAUUUGAGCAGCGUUGUUUUCCUUUGUUAUAACACUUUUGAUGUCUUUGAAGGUUUUGAGGGAAACUGAAGACUUUUCUCUCAUUAUAUUCAUUUCGAACAGACGAAAAAUGAAUGUGUCAGCUGUUGUGACUUUGAAGCAUUUCUGCGGGAGCUCUGGGAAAAUAAAAUAACUGAUUGGGUCCCAAUUAAAUUCAGUUUCAGUCUAAUGUGAUAGCUUCCAUAACAGGACACGUUUCAUUCAAAUUCAAUUAAUAGGUCAAACUAAUAGAUUUAUUUAUAGACAGAAGUAUAUUUGUUCUUAUUGUGGGGUAAGCUCACAUUAAACAAAGGCAGCAAUUACUGUGGAGUAUAACACAUACAGAGCUCCAACACCACGUCGCCUUUCUUCUAUUUUAAUGCCAUGGGAAGCUUCGACAUUUUUCCCAAACCUGCAAGAAAUUCUGUGUUCAGCUACUUAUAUAUUUUUAAAAGGUGCUACUUCUGGGUGUUGCAAAUGAUAUAACUUUGAGUAUUUAGACUUGUACGAUCACCACCGACUCUAAGGACAUGAGAGGGUCCCAUUUUGGCAUUUUAUCGAUUAAGUGGUUUAUCAAUAAAACUCGCAAACAAAUUCAUAGAUGUAUAUAUUGUGGGACUAUAACGAUCAUUGUAUUAUUGAAAUUGUUUCCAAAUUAUUGUUUUAUUUUUUUUAAAUUGUAUUUAUAUUUGUUGAGGUUUCAUUAUACUCCCAAAUAAAGGCUAAACAACACAGGGUCCUACAUUUAGCUGUAUGCAACCAAUAGCAUCUCUUCUACCACACAAAGCUUUCUGUUGAAUAUUUCAGUCUCCAAGCCGACCUAACUAACCAAAUAACCCCGAUGACACCGUCAGGGUUUCUAAGGUUGGGUUUCUGGUCUCUUUUCUUUCUCGUUGACCUCUCCUUUGGUUUGUUUUCAAUUGAUGGACUCGGUCUCCCUUUACUUCCUGCCUUCACAGAUGCAAAUGAGUGUGCAGGAAAGCCCUGCGUGAACGCUUACUCUUGCAAAAAUUUGAUUGGCGGCUAUCUCUGCGACUGUUUUCGGGGAUGGUCCGGACAAAACUGUGGCAUCAACAUCAACGGCUGCCAUGGUCAGUGCCAGAACGGAGCAACAUGCAAGGAGGGCCAGAGCAGUUACCACUGCCAGUGUCCUCCAGGCUUUGUAGGCACUCACUGUGAAAUCCAGAGGAACAAGUGUGAGAGCAGACCGUGUCAGAACGGAGGACAGUGCCACGCCGUGCUGGACGACUUCGUGUGUCAGUGCCCACCGCAGUUUGCUGGACAGCUGUGUGAGAUCUCUGGCUGGACCCCCUCAGAUGCGUGUGAUCCGAACCCCUGUGAGAACGAGGCCCAGUGCCACAGCAUGGAGCAGGACUUCUACUGCGCCUGCCCCGAAGGCUUCGAGGGGAAAACCUGUGAGCGUCUGAAGGAGAACUGCCAGACCGCCCCGUGUCAAGUGAUUGACAGCUGCACUGUUGCUGUGGCAACCAACGACUCAGCCGGAGUGCGUCACAUCUCCUCAAACGUCUGCGGGCCGAGAGGACGAUGCAUCAGCCAGCCCGCCGGAAACUUCUCCUGCUUCUGUGACCCGGGCUUCAGCGGCAUCUACUGCCAUGAGAAUAUCAACGACUGCACCAGCAACCCCUGUGGGAACGGAGGGACCUGCAUUGAUGGAGUGAACUCGUUUCAGUGCGUCUGUCCCGAUGGUUGGGAAGGUCGACUCUGCGACCUCAAUGUCAACGAGUGCAGACACAACCCGUGUAAGAACGGCGGGCGCUGCGUGGAUCUGGUGAACGACUUCUACUGCGAGUGUGCCGACAACUGGAAGGGCAAGACCUGCCAUUCCCGUGAGAGCCAGUGUGACGCGACCACCUGCAGUAACGGAGGAACCUGCUACGACCACGUAGACGCUUUCCGCUGUGCCUGCCCUCCUGGAUGGGGAGGAAACACCUGCAACACAGCCAAGAACAGCACAUGCGCCUCCAGUCCUUGCUCCAACAGUGGGACCUGUGUGGGAGGAGGAGACACUUUCACCUGCAUCUGCAAAGAGGGCUGGGAAGGCCCCACCUGCGGCCAGAAUAUAAACGACUGCAACCCUCAUCCAUGGGAGAAGGACAACAGUCCCACCUACCCCAUGGUGAAUGCAGACAUAAACGAGUGCCAGUCUUCGCCCUGUGCCUACGGUGCCUCCUGUGUGGACGAGAUCAACGGUUUCCGCUGCAUCUGUCCACUCGGUAGAACAGGAGCCCGAUGCCAAGAGUUUAUAGGUAUUGGGAAGACUUGCCGCUAUGUUGGGCUGCAGUUUCCACAUGGCAGUCACUGGGAGGAGGACUGCAACAGCUGCCAUUGCAUCAAUGGCAAAGUGGAAUGUACAAAGGUGCUGUGUGGUCGUCGUCCCUGCCGGCUCCAGACUUCAGACUCAGACCAGAGACAUCAGUCCUGCCCGGCUGGACGCCAGUGUCUGGAGCACAGCUACCUCACCUGCUUCUCCCCCCCUUGCCAUCAGUGGGGGGUUUGCUCCAUGGCAGAAGCCUCACCUCCAAAAGCAACCACCAAGUGCCAGCCAAACACCGGGCAUUUGGAUAACAGCUGUGGCCGCAUAACACUCAUUUUCAACAAAGACAAAGUACCAACAGGAACAACAGUGGAGAACAUAUGCCAUGAGCUAAGGUAUCUUCCUGACACCCGAGGUUUGGCAAAGGACCACUUCCUUCUCCUGCUGUGUGACCUCUCUCAGUCGAAUCAGGAUGCUGUAGAGGUGGCUAUAUCUUUCCAUCCAGAGGAUCUUCCAGACCACAGUCUUAUCCGGGAGGCAGCCAGCGCUAUAGUGGGCACGUUGUCCAAGCGGCACAACAGCACCGUAAUGUUGGCUGUCAUUGAGGUCAAAGUGGAAACACCAGUCAUGCCCCCCUCAGUGGAUUACCUGGUGCCUAUUCUAUGUGGGAUCUUCUGCUUGCUCUGCCUCUUCUGCAUCAUCGUAUCUGUUUGGUGGACGCGCAAACGGAGAAAAGAGCGUGAGAGGAACACAUCCUCCGAUGAUAACGUGAACAACCAAUGGCAGCCGCUCCGGCUCGUUGUUGGACGUCAGCAGCAGCAGCAGGCGCUGAAGGAAAACAACAGGGACGCCGAGCAGGAGCGCAAAAAGCUCAUGGGCCCCUCCUAUCGGACAUGUGACGAGGAGGAGGAGGAGGAGGAGGAAGAGACGGAAGGCGAGCUUGAACUCGAAGAGGAGUGUGGUGGAGCAGAGGCGGGGAAGCAGCCAGUUUAUAAGUACUCUAAGACUGCAUCGCAGUCCAGUGGGGAAGUGAUCUGUACCAUGCACAGCUCCAGCUCAUCCCUCAAAGCGCCCCACCGGACCCCAGGCUACAGCCCCAAAGACAACCGCUGGAAAAAUGUCAGUGCCGUCUUGACUGGUCAAAAAGACCUCAAAGACCAUUGUGUAUUAGACAUUUAAACAAAGGACUCGUGAUGUGGAAGCGAGAGAAGCAGCAAGGCAGCGGCUAUUCUUAUUUUUGGACUUCUUUUUGAAAGAAAAAAGGCUUUGUGUUUUAUAAGUCUUUCUUUGAUUUGUUUUCAUGUUUUUUUCACUGUCACCUGAAAUUAGUUUUUCUUCAGGAGUCUAGAGCACAGUGAACAUCCUAAUUUGCUUCUGUUCAUUUAUUUGUCUCUGAUUAUGUACAGAAGGAGCUGAAAUGUAACACUUUUUCAGGAGGCAAAAGAAGCUUCCUGCAUUUUUUGUUUAUGGAGUUAUACCAUUUAUGAAACGAUGAAUCAUCGGAAAGGAGAAAAAAAGAAACCUGUAUAAAGACUUUUUUUUGUUUACAGAUUAUGUUUUUGUUUAAUUGUCAGCGGGCUCCUGUUCAGUGUCUGUGGUGGGGCAGAUACACUUUAAAGGGACAGUAAAGCAAAGUUUUUGAGGGAAACGGACUGUUGCAGCCACAGUAACAGAGAAACCCUCCUUUGCUCUGUCUCUUCCCGGCUUUGCCCGCCGAUCCACCUGUGGCCGUCAUGCGCCAGCCUUACCAAAACACUUGGCCUGGAGGGGAGAGGGGACAGAAACCCCAGUGCCUACUAUGUGGCCUUCCUUUUUUGUUCUGUCUCUCAGUUGUCUUGGCUGAAAGCUCUGUUUGAGGAUUUUUUGCAGUAUUUGAGUUGGUAGCAAGUGCCUUUCCAAGAGCCGCCGUGUUGAGGCUCCGAGUCGCGCUGCCCAGUUUGACCUCCAUGUUCUCAAAUCUCAAAGGGAUAGAAGUGUACAUCUAGAGAGUUCAAUUUCACAGCAACGCCAUUCGAGGUAUUUGAUCAAAACAGAAAUGAAUACUCUGUAUAUAUGUGUAAAUACUAAAGGAGUCGCUGUGUAUAUUUGAAAUAAGUAACUUAAAGACAAGUCACACAUUUUUAUUAUUAUUAUUGUUAUAAUUAUUACGAUUAAUAUUAUUUUUAUUUUUUUUACAACGUCAUUCCUUUUAUUUAUGCCAGUCGAAAUAGGCACGUUUUAUAACACUUCAUAUCCAGAGUCCCACAGUUAAGAACCUUUACAGUGAGGUACCACCUAUGAAGGACUUUCUGAAGGGUUUAGAAAUGGUAAGCAAUGAGGACCCUUUUUUUUUUUUGAUUGUCACAUCAACAGUUGUUGCUACGUCUUUAGCGCUUUUAAGUUACAGCAAAUCAGUGAGGCUUGUCAACAUCAGACACUUCCCAUAACAAUAAAUGACCAAAAGAUUACUACUUCCAUUUCAUGUUUGAUAAUAAAACCGGAUUUUUCAUGGAUGUAUUUGGUAAUCAUUACUAGAUUUGGUCGUAAUCUUAAACUUACGUUUUUUUGAUUGACCUUAGUCGACAGUUGGACAGAAGAAAUCACGGUCUUUGUAAUUGUUUUGCACUUAACUUUCUCUAUUGAAGGAAACCUUUAUUAGGAACAGGAAGAUGUAUGAAUGAUUGUUCCGGUUCCUAAUAUUUCAUAAUUGCAUUGCAAAAUAGAAUUUGAACCCUGUCAUAUUUGAACUGGUAGUCAAAAAUGUAUCAAAAAGAUACAUCGAAAAUUCAGAGAGUUUUAGGCAGGCAGUGUUGCAAAACUGCCAAUAUUUAUAGCCUUAAAAAGUCCUCAAACUGUUUCUAAACCCGUCACAAACCCUUUUGUUUCAGGUGCCUUAAUGUAAUGCAUUAUUUGUGUAUCAAUGGUCAUCUUUUUAUGUUGUUGGUUUGUUUUCAAUAUUAAGGAAAGUAACUCUUUAAAACGUUGUGUGGUGUAUAGUGGCGUGUUUUAUUCGCCUGAGUAAAGUGCUCUCCUUGUGUCGCUUUGCUAUCACGGAGAUUUCUGGAAUAAAACACUUGAUGGAGGUUAAAAAAAUUAAGCGGUCCACCAUGACUCUUUGGAGUGUCAUGCAUGUGGAUGUCAGUAGAUCAAUUGUUGAAUCAUGCAUUAGCUUCAUGUUUGGUUACACGGCUUUAAUGAAGGGAACAAUAUUUGCAGUUUUUGUUUCCUACCGUGCAGGUGUGUUUUUUUUUUUUAAGUUACCAACUCAGUUCAAAAUGACCCGUUUUUCAUAUCUUGUCACUGUCUCAAAAAGGCAUCGUAUUUUCUGUAAAUGGGACACAGCAAAAUAAAGAAUUAAAGAUGCAUCACUGCUGGUGUUAAAAGCUGAA